AUGGGUUGUUGCAUUUCAUAACAAAGAACCUAAGACGCAGUUAUCUUAACGUAAAUUUAAAGGGCUGUUCAAGAACAGGAAGAAAUGUCUAUUAUUGAGAAUGUGGAAUAAGAGUGCAAUGAUAUUAUUGAAUAGCCUGAACCAGUGAUAAAUGAUUAAAAAAAAGAAGAACACUUAGCAAAAAUACAAAAAAGCGAAGAAGAAGAGGAUAAGUAAGAAAAAAAAUAAUAAAAAUCAAAAACGACAAAAAGAGAUGAAAAUUAUCUUAAAAUUAUUGAAUACAAAAGCAUUAAGAUUAAUUACUACAUUCUAACUCCGAAACAUGAUGAAGUUUCUAUGUACUACGAUUUCAUAAUAAAUACAAGUCAUUUAGAAUUUUAAUAUGAGAUAAAAUGCAAAGCGAUUGUUACUUCUGAACCAGAAUAACCAUUUUCAAUCAAACCAUAUUCUUAUUUGGAAGCAUCUUCAAAUUCAGGUUACGAUAUAUUUUUUAGAAAUGAUACUUAUUUUACGGUAGAUUAAUAAUAAAACACUAACAGACAAUCUUUUGAUACUUUACUGGAGGUAGAAAGAACUCUGAAAAAGAAAAAGGAAUAGGCAAUUCUCCCUUAAGCAUUUUAACUACGGCAAUAGAAAUAAGAGGAUUCUCAAUAAAAUUUGAAUAGUCCAAGAAGAUCACCUAAAAAGCAAAAAGGGAAAAUUCAAACUGAAGUUGUUUAAGAAAUGUUGGAAAUUAUGCAUGUAUUUGAUCUGGAAUUAUGCCCCCGUUUCCAUUAGUUAUUAUUUUUUUUAAUGGUCUAAUAAUAGAUGGCAAAGUUAAAACCAUAUUUAGUAAAUAUAUCUGAAGUCUACUUUCUUUUUGAUUAGAAACCUUCUUUGGAUGAACAAUAGGUUUAAAAGGUGGCAAUAUUCUACGAAUAUUUAGACUAUAGUUUAUAAGAGUUGUAAGAUUAUUUAAAAAAAGAGAAAAAAUAAUUGUCUCAUUUGUUAUUCCUAAGAUUAUCCUAAGACCUGAUAUAGAUAUUUUACAAUUGUUACAACUCUUAUACAUAUCGAUGUAAUUUCACUUUAAAAUCAGUCUAUUAUACUAGUAAAAAUAAAAGAUUUAGAUUAUAAGCAUUUGCAAGAUUAUAAACUUUAAUAAGAUUUUCGAAUGAAUAGGAAGUUUAAUAACUUCUUUAAACAGUUAAUGAAUAAUAGUAUAAAUUCUUUAUAAGAGACUUUGAAAAGGAUUUUGGGGCUUUGUGUGAUCUUAUUCUUCUUUUCAAAAAUAUUGAUAAUUAAAUUGCAAAUAUAAAGAAAAUUAGGAGGAAAAAAAAAAACUCAGAUCUGCACCAUUAAAAAUAUGCCGAAUUUGCGAUGAAUUUAUUAGAUUCUGAAAAUUCAGACAAAUUAAUAUAUGAAUUAAUAAGGUUAAAAUGCUAGCCCAUCGAUAAAGAUAACUUUGACUACAUUUUAGAGGAGAUCAAGACAUUAUUAAUGACUUUAGAAUAAUAAGUUUAGGAUGAAACCCAAUAGAGGGAGAAAAUGAAUGAUUUAAAGGAAUAGAUGAUUUUUUAAAAUGAUAGCGUUAUUAAAGUAAAUAAUAAUGAGCAAGUAGGCAUUAAUGCAGAAGUUGAAAACGAAUAACAUACAUUUGAAACUCAUUUGCCAAAAAAAUCAAAAAAGUAAAAAGUUUAACCAAGCGAAAAUGAUCUAUUUAAUGAGAUGAAAUACUCAGCCUUAUUUUACUUUGAGACAUUUAUGGAAAGAAGUUAGAAAUUCUUAGAAAUAUGCACAAAUGAUGCUCAUCGGGCAUAUGCUCUUAUUCUAUAAUCUAUAGGACAAACUAUGAAUAUUCCAUCAAGAGAAUAAAAAUUAGCAGAAUAAUAAUUAAUUUUGCAAGAGGCAAGCAAAUUAGUGUUAAAGGAGAAGGUGUUUAUUAUUUAAGAUUCCUUUCAUUAUUAUUUGUUACUUACUCUAAUAAGUUCAUUAGUUGAUAAACCGAUUUAAUUAUUAAAUUAACUCAAGUCACUUAUUCAGCAAUAAAAUAGCAUAAGAAGAAAAUAAAUACGGCCUAAAUUAAGUACUCAUCAUACAUGCACAGGAAUAAUUGAAAUGAGAAAGGCCUUGAUAUUGGAUCUGUUUUACAUUGAUCAUUAUCUGAAACGUCAUUUAUUCUAAAAUGCCACUCAAUUAGUAUAACAUAUUAUAACCUAAUAAUUAAGAUUCAAUUUAAAAUCCUAUUUACUUUAUGGUCGAAGUCUCUUCAUUAGUGGAGUUCUUUGUGAAAAAAUGAUGUAGCCAGUGUCAGCUAUGUUGAAUUUAGAAGUUUGUAGACUGAUUUAUUAACAAUUUUUCCCUGUUUAGAAGUUUAUGUAUUUGGAUGAAGAGACCAACCAAAUGGUAGAUGUAGAAUAUUAAGAAAAUAACAAAUAAUACAAGUAAAUUGUAACUCAUUUUGAAAAUGAAGGAUCAGAAAAUUUGAAUAUUGUUGAAUUUAAUUUAGGUCUUGUUUAUUUUACAUUGGCUGAAAAAGAGAACGCCUUGAAAUGUUUGAGAAAAGUCAAAGAAGCGAGAGAAAAGAAGUAUGAUCUAGUUUCUGAUGAAGUUUUGGAAGUGGUCUUGUAAAUUUUAAAAAUACAUAUUGAAUAAGAAGAAAAUGGAGCUGCCUUAGAGAUUUGUUAAGAAUAUUAUGCAAAAUUUCAAUAUUUGGCUAAAUAGAAUAUUAUAACAAAAAGCAGACUCAUAGCUCGUUUGUAAUUGAUCAUGGGAGCGAUAUAUGAAUGUAAUAGGAUGUUGGUGAGUGCUUUAAAAUAUUAUCAAAAAGCUAACAAAACAUUUGCAAUGUCAAAAAACAACUCUUAUGUUAGAUAAUUACAUAUUUUAUAGAAAAUACGAAAAAUAGUUGAGUUGAUUAAAUUAAAGGCGUAUUAAUCCCAUAGUUUAGAAUAGCAAUCAGAGUUUAAUAUUGAGCAUUAUCUUGGUCAUCUGUCUGAGAAAGUGAAACCUUACUUUAAUAAUUAGUUUAUUCGAAUGUUAGAAAACGAUAAGAUAGUUUUAUAUAAUAUCACUUUGAUGAAAAGGUACAUUAGAGCAAACCAAAGCUUAAGAAAUUUGGAGUAUUAAUAGGCGUUAAGAAGAUAUUAAAGAAUACAUUAAAAAUUUAAAAAACUGAAAAUUGAUGAAUGUUAUGGAUUUACCUUGGAGAAGAUUGGUACCAUAUAUUUAAUUUAAAGAAAUUUAAAAACAGCCAUACAACAUUUAAAAUUGGCAUCUGAAUUACAUGAUAGAUAUUUGUAGUUCCCAUUGAAAGAAAUGAGGAUAUUGACAUGUGAAAUAUAUAUAUUACUUGGAUAUGCUAUUCUAAGGAGCAGUAAAGAUGUUUAAAAAUAGUUAACCCUCAUAGAUGACUUUAUUUAGAAUAUCAAUGAUUUAUUGAAUUGGUAAAACGUCCCGUAUCAAUAAAGAUCAAAUAAAUUUGCCAUAUUAUCAAACAAAUUAGGUAGAUAGGUAUUAUAUGUGCUUAAUGACCUUUUUGAAAGAGUAGAAAACUAUAAUACGCUAAGAGUCAAAUUUGGACAGAAUUUAAAUAAUGCUUAGGUUUUGAAUGCCAUUUCAGAAAAAUUUUUGAAUGAGAAAUUCAAUUAACAAUCUGUGAAAAAUUCAGAUAUUUCAAAUCAGAGGAAAUCAUGUCUGUUCGGUUUAUUCAGUUAGGGGAAAAGAAGGCAAGCCACUUGGAAAGCAACAAUGUCACCAGAUUAAUAAAUGAAUUAAAAAAAUGAAGUAGUAAGUGGGGAAUAAAUGGAAUUGUCAAAAAGUAAAAUUGAUAUACAAAUCGGAAAGGUUAAGGAAUAAAUCACAGAUAGAGCUGACAAAACGUAGAAAAUAAAGAAUUCAAUUAUAAUAACACAGACUGAAAAAGAUCAAUAAAUUUAAUAGUUUAAAUAAGAUAGGCCUGAAAUUUAUGAGCAAUUGUAAGAGUUUGAAAUAGAUUAAAAAACAAGUUCAAAGUUAAAAACAUCCUUACCAGCAACAGCUUUAGUCAGUCCAGUACUCAGUCCCAUCAGCAUAAAAUCACCAUCUUAAUCGAAAAGUUAAGAUAAAAAAAUAAACCCUUUCCAAAAAGUCAAAAGAAAGAAAUGA
Messenger RNA from Paramecium octaurelia, 4125 nucleotides. Lineage: Eukaryota; Ciliophora; Oligohymenophorea; Peniculida; Parameciidae. The record is from the annotation of a GenBank genome assembly.